This is a messenger RNA of Suillus bovinus, 4506 nucleotides long. Its product is annotated as CPSF A subunit region-domain-containing protein. Gene Ontology annotation, cellular component: nucleus; mRNA cleavage and polyadenylation specificity factor complex. The record is from RefSeq and is a predicted model, not a curated record. The transcript is spliced from 23 exons. Bases 35 to 4213 code for a protein of 1392 amino acids. Gene Ontology annotation, molecular function: protein binding; nucleic acid binding. NCBI's taxonomy places the organism in Eukaryota, Fungi, Basidiomycota, Agaricomycetes, Boletales, Suillaceae.
GAGAAACCCAAGUGCACUUGUCGCUGAGGGAGAAAUGCAUGCCUUGAGACAAGACAUACUCCCCCCUAGUGGUGUGGAGUUCGCAACGACACUCAAACUAACGCCCUCAACUAUCACUGGAUCUUCCAGCCAAGAAAAGUUACCUCGCGUUCUUACCAAUGUCGUUGUCUCAAGAUCCAACCUUUUGCGCAUUUUCGAAGUGUGGGAACAACCUCCGCAAAUCUCAACUUAUAUUGAAAAUGAGCGAGAGCGAAGGGCUCAUGUACGAAAAGGCACCGAAGCUGUGGAGGGUGAAGUAGAGAUGGAUGAAGGUGGAGAAGGGUGGGUUAACAUGGGCUCUGUAAAGGCUACUGCAAAGAAAGAUCCUUCAAUGGUGUCACGCUUUCACUUUGUGCGAGAGCAUACUCUGCAUGGCACUGUCACUGGCAUGGAAAGCGUGCGCAUUAUGUCAACCUAUGAGGACCAACUAGAUCGCCUGUUAGUAUCCUUUAAGGACGCCAAGAUAGCUCUUCUUGAGUGGUCGGACGCUGCGCACGACCUUGUUACCGUUUCGAUACAUACGUAUGAGCGAGCGCCUCAGAUGGUUUCGUUGGACAGUCCCCUUUUCAAAACAGAAUUGCGUGCAGACCCCUUGUCACGAUGUGCUGCACUGUCUCUUCCAAAGGACGCAUUCGCCAUCCUUCCAUUCUUCCAGACUCAAGCAGAACUCGACGUAAUGGAACAGGAACAAAACCAUACAAGGGAUGUACCAUACUCUCCAAGUUUCGUGCUAGACCUCGUCAACGAUGUCGAUGAGCGCAUUCGAAACGUCAUAGAUUUUGUUUUCCUUCCUGGAUACAACAACCCAACAGUUGCAGUGCUUUGCCAAUCUGAGCAAACGUGGGCUGGGCGCCUCAAAGAGUACCGUGACACGGCUCGCCUCUACAUAUUUACCUUGGAUCUCAUGAGUCGAAAUUACCCCAUUAUUACGGCUGUCGACGGUCUUCCUUACGACAGCGUGUCUCUCCUCCCCUGCGCAACUUCACUUGGAGGUGUCAUCGUCCUCACAAGUAAUUCCAUCAUUUAUGUCGAUCAAGCAGCCCGCCGCGUGUCCCUUCCUGUUAAUGGCUGGGCCGCACGCGUCAGCGAUAUGCCAAUGCCUCCAGCAGACAAAGACCUUGGCCUGUGUCUCGAAGGUAGUCGGCUCGUAUUUGUCGAUGAAAAAACUUUCUUUGUUAUUCGAAAGGAUGGCAUGAUACACCCCAUUGAGAUUAUCCUUGACGGGAGGACUGUAUCCAAACUAGUGCUAUUACCCGUUAUUGCUCAAACGACUAUACCAGCUGUCGCCAGACUACUGAAUGAUGACCUCCUUUUCAUAGGCAGCAUGGUUGGACCGUCGGUAUUGAUGAAGAACACUAGAGAAGAGGUACCUCUCGAGCUUCCUGCGCAGCAAACUGGCGCAGCCACCACUAUCGAUCUUUCUGAUAGUAUGGAUCUAGACGAUGACGAUGAUCUAUAUGGCGAUUCACAGACAGCCGCACAGGUAGCUGUUGGAGCAACACCGGGGGCCAGUGCUACAACAAAGACUCGUUCUAUCAUUCACCUUUCAUUAUGCGACUCGUUACCUGCAUAUGGGCCAAUCGCCGACAUGGCAUUCUCUCUUGCUAAGAAUGGAGAGCGUUUUGUGCCGGAACUUGUUGCUGCCACAGGAGCAGGUCAUCUAGGCGGUUUUACCCUUUUCCAGCGUGACCUUCCGACGCGCACGAAGCGGAAACUGCAUGUACUUGGAGGGGCACGAGGAAUCUGGUCUCUUCCCGUUCGCCAGUCCCAACGUGUCAAUGGUCUCUCUUAUGAGAAGGCUAUGGGCCCAUUUUCAGCUGAAAUUGACACGAUAAUAAUUAGCACAGACGCUAACCCUACACCAGGUGUUUCGCGGAUAGCAACCCGAACAGCAAAAACCGAUGUCGCUAUUCCGACUCGCAUACCCGGGACGACUAUAAGCGCCGCCCCAUUCUUCCAGCGCACCACCAUAUUGCAUGUGAUGACGAAUUCUAUUCGCGUGUUGGAGCCCGAUGGUAAUGAGAGACAAGUUAUCAAAGAUAUGGAUGGUAGCUUGCCUCGGGCAAAAAUUAAAUCAUGCAGUAUCUGCGAUCCCUUUGUGCUUAUCCUGCGAGAAGACGAGUCUAUUGGUCUUUUCAUCGGCGAAACGGAGCGAGGGAAGAUUCGACGCAAAGAUAUGUCUCCAAUGGGUGACAAGACAUCUCGUUAUAUCGCCGGCUGUUUCUUCACGGAUACUAUCGGUCUCUUCGACGUAGAGGCGAGCGAAAACGCUGCAGCAUCAUACACAGAUAAGAAUACGUCUACACUGCAGGCGGCUGUAGCAGCUGGCAACAGAAGUCAGUGGCUCGUACUCGUGCGACCGCAGGGCGUCAUGGAGAUCUGGUCACUCCCGAAGUUGACUCUUGUAUUCUCAACCGCUGCUAUCUCCACGUUGGAGAAUAUAUUGAUGGACUCUUGCUCUCCUGCCGCGUUGUCUUUACCACAAGACCCCCCUAGAAAGCCCCAGGAUCUUGACGUCGAUCAAAUUCUUGUUGCACCCUUAGGCGAAACGUCGUUGGUUCCUCAUCUGUUUGUCAAGUUCCACAAAGUCGUUUCCAAAACCUUUGAAAUCCAGAGAGUUGAGGAGACGGAGAAAACUGUGCUUGCAGAGCACAAGAGAAUCUCGCGGAUGUUUGUUCCAUUUGUGACUUCCCCAAACAUGGAGUGUACCCUUGCUGGCGUUUUCUUCACGGGUGAUAGGCCAUGCUGGAUUGUAGCCACUGAUAAGGGUGGAAUAAGGGUGGUACCCUCGGGGCAUACUGUCGUUUACGCAUUCACUGCGUGUUCUCUUUGGGAGUCCAAGGGAGAUUUUCUUCUGUAUUCUGACGAGGGUCCUACUCUUCUUGAAUGGGCUCCAGAAGUCCAACUUGACAGUUGUCUACCGUACCGCAGUGUUCCUCGAUCUCGCACAUACUCCAACGUCAUAUUCGAACAUUCGGCUUCAUUGAUAGUGGCUGCUUCCUCACUACAAGCUCGUUUUGCCUCCUAUGAUGAAGACGGUAACAUUAUUUGGGAGCCUGAUGGGAAUGGCGUUUCCUUCCCUUAUGCUGACUGCUCAACGCUCGAGCUAAUUUCGCCGGAACAUUGGGUUACAAUGGAUGGUUACGAAUUCGCAUCCAAUGAAUUUGUCAACACCCUGGCUUGUGUUUCUCUUGAAACAACAAGCACGGAAAGUGGGAGUAAGGAUUUCAUUGCUGUGGGAACAACAAUCAACCGGGGAGAAGAUUUGGCUGUAAAGGGAGCGACAUACAUUUUCGAGGUUGUUGAGGUUGUUUCCGAUCCUAAUUGGACACCCAAAAGAUGGUACAAAUUGAAGCUGCGAGUGAAGGACGAUGCGAAAGGCCCCGUAACAGCCGUGUGUGGCAUAAAUGGAUAUCUUGUGUCAUCCAUGGGCCAGAAGAUUUUUGUUCGUGCUCUUGAUCUGGAUGAACGCCUAGUUGGCAUUGCCUUCCUAGAUGUUGGCGUCUACGUUAUAUCACUGCGCUCAAUGAAGAAUCUUCUCUUGAUCGGAGAUGCCAUGAAAAGUGUCUGGCUAGUGGCUUUCCAAGAGGAUCCGUACAAACUUGUUAUACUCGCCAAGGACGUGCGAAAGAGACAUGCCACAACUGUGGACUUUUUCUUUGCUGGGGGAGAAUUGGCCAUCGCUAGCGAAGACGAAGAGGGUGUCCUAAGAUUGUUUGCAUAUGACCCUUCCGAUCCCGAGUCUCGAGGAGGUCAGCAUUUAUUGUGCCAUACAGAGUUCCACGGUCAUAAAGAGUGCCGCUCAACCAUUAUGAUUGCUCGGCGCACGAAAGACGAACAACUCAUUCCUCAAGCAAAAUUGGUGUCUGGCUUUACAGAUGGAUCCCUAUCAACCCUCACACCUGUAGAUGAAGCUGUUUUCAAACGACUACAACUUUUGCAAGGGCAAUUGACACGAAAUGUGCAGCACACUGCCGGAUUGAAUCCAAAAGCCCACCGAAUUGUGCGAAAUGACGCUGUGUCCAAGCCUUUGUCGAAAAAUGUGCUUGAUGGCCAACUCCUUAGCGAAUUUCAAGUCUUGGGUAUCAGUCGCCAGAAUGAAAUCACGCGACAGAUUGGCACAGAGAAAGCUCUUGUUUUGCAUGACUGGUCUUCUCUUAUUGUUCCGUGGUAGCGAGAAUUUCAGUAUCUGUUAUUCUGACCUGCAAUAUAUCAUGUACAACAGCAAUCGUCCCUUUAUCAUGCUAUACCGAGCUCUCGCGCCAAGAUCUGGAGACCCUGUAUCACAUCGUUUGUCAAGUAUAUACAAAGACCAGCAGAGAAGUUAGCUCACCAGGUGUUUGCUUAAAAACCGCGCGGUUCCAAAUGGACCCAUCGCGAACCAAAGUCCCGGAUGUCCAGAGGGUCGGAAUACCUGAUUAAGUUCUCCCUCGGAGUCAAGGCCCCACACCUCAGGCGGAAGAAGUC